GGUUGAUGCUGAAGCUAGAAGAUGGCCGUUACUUCCACUUUCCCGGGUUUCCUGAUACAACUGUGUAUAACACCGAUGGACAAACAUUCACUGCAGGAGGGUUGAAGUUUGAGGUUUUAGAACCGCUAUCCAAGUGUAGGCUCACAUUCAACGGUCGUCUGAGCGAGGAACAUCAGAGGUAUGAGGUCUGUGGUCAGCUGUUUGGUAAACUGACUGUCGCAAGAGAACCAGAGAGGACAUUGCUGCUAAGGGGCGUCAGGCAACACUCCUGGGGCAUUCGCGACUGGACAACGUACAACAGAUACAUGUCACACUGUGGAUAUCUAGAGGAUGGAACGUUUUUCUCGUUUUCGGCAGCAAGUAUUCCUUCGUUUCUUUCUCAUAUCGUCUCCGGAUAUGUGAUUUUGCCCUGCGGACAGACACGUACACUGAAAUCAACUGACCUGCACUUAUCUCUACAUGGAGAGAUUACACCGCCUUCUGACAAGUUAUGCUUUAAUGCAGUUACAGGUCACCUCCAGUGUGCCUUUUCGGUCGAGAAGAAACAGGAUCAGAUUGUCUAUUCAGGAGAAAGGUGGAGUGUUAAGAUCCACAAACAAUUCACUGACGUAACGAUGAAUGGAGUCCGCGGCUGGGGCUUCACCGAGUAUAUGUACAGACACAAUGGACUUUGUCCAGUACGGCUUCAAAAGUCAGUCCCGUUGCUAAAAGAACCAGCGAUCGACAUAAAUCGACCUUGUGACCUGACACUGGAGUUCACUAAACCUGCCUGCGCUUCAUCUCAGCUGGUUGGUGGUAAGGGAACGCAGUUGGCUCUUCUGACUCAGCUAGAUGGCAAGUUCAUAGUUCCGAGGGGCUUCUGCCUGACGGUAGCCGCAUACAGGCACCAUCUGAAAGAUAACAAACAUCUACGUGCCGCUGUCAAAGAGCUGGAAAAUGUUGCAUAUAAACGAAAGGAAGGUGAUAUUCACGAGAUGUCCAAGGCCAUUGUUGAAAGCUUUAACAAAACUCAACUGACUCCGGAGUUGGAACGGGCAGUGUUGAAACAACUGUCAGAGCUGUUUGGCGAUGAAUGGAGCAAGAAGACAUUUGCUGUACGAUCGUCUGCUGUUGGGGAAGAUGGCGGGGAAGCAUCAUUCGCUGGACAGAUGGAGACUUUUCUUGGUGUCAUUGGCAUUAAAGAGAUUUGCAAUGCCAUUGUAAAAUGUUGGGCAUCAUCAUUCACACAGCAGGCUGUUGCGUAUAAGAGGAAUCACGGCCAGAUUGUAGCCGCAGAUGUCGGCGUCUGCAUACAAGAGAUGGUAGAGGCAGACGCUGCAGGUGUGCUCUUUACAAGAGAUCCGGUGACUGGUAACCCUGGAAUCAUGACCAUCAACGUAUCAUAUGGGAUUGGAGAGGCAGUUGUGUCGGGAGUGACGGAACCUGACACAAUCUAUCUGCAGAGAGGCUUCAACGAUAAGCUCAUCGUCAAGGAAAAGAUUCUUGGAAGCAAGAAGAUAAAGAUGGUUAUCAGCGAGUCAGGCGGAUUGGUGGAGAUGGAGUCAGACGGCAAAACUGGUUGUUGCCUACCAGACGAUAUUUCACUGGAACUAGGGAACAUUGGCAUACAAGUUGAGAAAUCGUUCUCAGAUGCUCGAGACAUCGAGUUUGCAGUGAAAGAAGGUCGAAUCUACUUGCUUCAAGCUCGACCAAUCACGUCCCUCGAUAUCGAGUCUGAGUUUGAACUCAUUCAUGAAGACGACGGCCCGUUGCUGAUUGACAGUGAGAUGUUCACAAAUGCUAACACUGGAGAAAUGAUGCCGCAGGCUAUGACACCGCUCACCUGCGAUGCAUUUAUUUCCACCUUUGCUGGUCUCGGGCAGAUCUUGAAAGUUGGAAUAAUGGGCAGCGAAGCAACCCCAAACACCUACGCAGAUGUAGGAGGAUGUAGCUUUUGCAAACACUUCGUUAUUAACAUGUUCAGCGGUCUGUAUUACAUCAAUGAAUACACGACAUUAAUCGGCACGCAAAGCCAAAAGGAGGAAUUUGAGAUCAUGCUGUUUGGAAAACCAUUGGGAAAUGAACAUAUGGACAUAGUCGAUAAGCGUUUCAGAAAUAUUCGUGUCUCGCUGUACCACAAGAUCAUGGGAUUUUUGAACAUGAACAUAUCUGCGCUUAGAGUGAAGCACUACAUUCAGCAAGGUAAAACCGUGGUCAAAACGGCGAACACAGAUUUCAGUACCACAGACACACGAAUGCUAUAUCAACAACUUGAUAAACUCAUCCAGGCGAGUAGCGAGGCCUGGUACUGCCACAUGCAAGCUUCAAUGGCAUCUUCCAUGGCCAGUGGCAUAAUCAAACGCAUUUUGGACACUGGUCGGAGAGAAGAUCACGCCAUGGUAAUGUCUGAAGUUGCCAGCCUUCUAUCAACCUGUCCAGACGUACUGAGUGCUGACGUACCACAUGCUCUCAGGAAAAUCGCGCUAACGGUGAUUGACAGCGGUAAAGCCGAGUUCUUUCAGUCAUUGUCGGCAAAGGAGGCAGCCCAGUGGCUACAGACAGAUGACAGCGGAGAGCUGAAGAAUGAGUUUGCAAAAUUUAUAGAGACGCAUGGACACAGAUGCGUGCGCGAGUCUGAACUAUGGGAAAAGCCAUGGAGAAUGCAACCGGAAAAAGUUGUCAAAACAAUUCAGGGUAUGACAAAAUCACCAAACGAGAUGAGGAAAACAAAAACGCACACGACAGAGGAAGAAUCCAUAGAAAACAUAAAGGUUCCAGUUGGCGCCAUCAAAAAAAAAAUGUUGCGAUACAUCUUGCCAAUUGCAAGAACAGCGGUCGGUCAGAGAGAAAAUGGUAAAGGCAUCGCAAUCAAAGUAAUGGACUUCUUGCGACAAGGAUACACUAGACUGGCUGAGCUGCUUGUACACGAGGGCCAUUCGAAGAAGAAAACUCAUGCCAAUGCUGAUGGCAAUGCACUUCCCUGAAAUCAUGACUGGUUAUCCAACGCCUGUGCGUU
Messenger RNA from Priapulus caudatus, 2995 nucleotides. RefSeq lists its product as uncharacterized. Bases 6 to 2963 code for a protein of 985 amino acids. The record is from RefSeq and is a predicted model, not a curated record. Lineage: Eukaryota; Metazoa; Priapulida; Priapulimorpha; Priapulimorphida; Priapulidae. Gene Ontology annotation, molecular function: kinase activity; ATP binding. Gene Ontology annotation, biological process: phosphorylation. The transcript has 25 exons.